Molecule: messenger RNA, 2098 nt
Organism: Juglans regia (Persian walnut)
Lineage: Eukaryota; Viridiplantae; Streptophyta; Magnoliopsida; Fagales; Juglandaceae
Product: disease resistance protein RUN1-like
Exons: 8
Coding region: 14-2098 (694 amino acids)
Biological process (GO): defense response; signal transduction
Molecular function (GO): ADP binding
Source: RefSeq, a predicted model, not a curated record
UACAGAUCAGAGGAUGAGCACUUCUUCCAUGGCCUUUGAAUUAGAAGCUUCUUCCUCUCUCUCAUUCUCUUCUUCUUCCAUUCGUAAUUGGACUCACGAUGUAUUCUUGAGUUUUAGAGAUCCGUCAGAGGUACGACAUCAAAAAGGGAGUUUUGGAGAAGCAUUUGCCAAACUUAGAUAUAAGUUGAAGGAUGAAGUAAAGGUCACAAAGUGGGAGGCAGCUUUGGAAAAAGUAGCCAAUUUGUCCGGACUCGAAUUAGGGGACAGGAAUGAAUCAAAGUUUAUUCAGGAUAUCAUUAAAUGGGUGGAUUCAAUAAUGGUAAAUCGUACAUUUCUUAAGGUUGCAAAGUAUCCAGUUGGAAUAGAGUCCCGUGUACGAGACAUUUUUCAACAUUUAAGUAUGGGAAGGAAUGAUAUUAUAUGCAUGGUAGGGAUAUUUGGAACCGGUGGAAUUGGUAAGACAACUAUUUCAAAAGAGGUCUAUAACAGAAUUUCUUACCAAUUUGAAGGAAGUUGUUUCUUGAAAAACAUUAGAGAAACUUCAAAAGCAGGAGGUUUGAUCCAGCUACAAAAGACACUUCUUUAUGAGAUUUUGGGAAUAAGUUUGGAAUGUCAUGAUACUGAAAAGGGCAUCAAUGUAAUUAGGCAUAGACUUUGCUUUAAAAGAGUUCUCCUAAUUCUUGAUGAUGUGGAUGACUUGGUUCAACUAGAAACAUUAGCUGGAGCUCGUGAUUGGUUUGGUUCAGGAAGUAGAAUCAUCAUAACAACAAGAGAUCAGCAUUUAUUAAAUAUAUCUAAAGUUGAUUCAAAAUAUGAAGUAAAGAGAUUGGACCAUAAUGAAGCUCUUGAGCUCUUUAGUUGGCAUGCUUUUGAGGAAGACAAACCUAUGGAAGAUUAUGUGGAACUCUCUAAGCAUGUAAUGCAAUAUGCUGAGGGCCUUCCACUAGUUUUAACAGUGCUAGGCUCAGAUUUAAGGGGCCAGAAUAUAAAUUAUUGGAGAAGUACAUUGGAUAAGUAUAAACGAAUUCCUAGCAAAAAUAUUCAAAAAGUACUUUGUAUAAGUUACGAUGGAUUGGAUGAUAAUGAGAAGGAGAUUUUCCUCGAUAUUGCCUUUUUUUACAAUGGACAAUACCUGAAUCAUGUCGUUAAAAUAUUAGAUAGCUGUGGUUUCUCUCCGGAGAAUGGUAUCAAAAGGCUUAUAGAUAAAUGUCUCAUUACAAUUACUACUUACAAUACAUUGUGGAUGCAUGACUUGCUACUAGACAUGGGAAGAGAAAUUGUCCGAAAGGAAUCACCCAAAGAACCAGGCGCACGUAGUAGAUUAUGGUUUCAUGAAGAUAUUCGCCAUGUACUAGAGGAAAAUACUGGAACAAGCAAUGUUGAGGGGAUAGAAGUGAUUCUGCCUGAGGGUGAUGAUCAUGACAUGAUACGCUUGAGUCCCAAAUCGUUUGCAAAGAUGAAAAGACUCAGAAUUUUUAAAAGCCAUGGUGCAUACUUUUCUGGAAGAUCACUUGAUUAUCUUUCUAAUGAAUUAAGAGUGCUUGAUUGGUCAAACUGUCCUUUACAAUCUUUGCCAUCCAAUUUCCGUGGAGAGAAGCUCUUUGAUUUCAAACUAUAUAGAGGCCGCAUCCAGGAGAUUAGUGGGCAAUUUAAGAACUUGACGAGAAUGAGAUUUUUUGAGUGUACGUUUUUAACCAAAAUCUCAAAUCUUUCGAGUUGCUCAAGUUUAAAGGAAUUGGAUAUUAUGGAUUGUGAAAAUUUAGUCGAAGUUCAUGAUUCUGUUGGAUUCCUGGAUAAGCUUGCCCGUUUGCAUCUUUAUCAAUGCUCCAACAUGAAGAGUUUUCCAAGGCGUCUCAAGUUGAGAUCUCUAGAAGUCCUUACACUUUUUAAUUGGAAAAAUCUCAUUGUCUUUAGAAUGCGUUAUAGCAUGAUCAAGGAACUAGGGGACGGGUUCAAUCCCAAGAAUUUGACGACUAUGGCUUUCAAGCAUUGUAGUUACUUAACAGAGAUUCCGAAUCUUUCAAGCACCCCUAAUUUGAAGGAAUUGACUGUCAAAUGUUGUUAUAGACUAGUCAAGAAUUCUUCCAAGAAGCCUUAA